AUGGAAAACAAAGAAGAACAUCUCCAUCUUGAAGUCACAAUUUAAGAAUUUUCAUCUGAUUCUACUUCUACCCAAUUAUUGGCUUUUCAGAUAAAAACAAGUAUUUAGUUUCUAAUACUUUAGAUCAUGAAACAAUUAAAACAAACUCUUAUGAAAUAUGCAAUGGUUAGAAUCUAAUCAAUGAAUCCCAUUAAAUUUCUUUAGAAAAUAGAUCUAUUGAUUCUAACUAUAAUAAAUUGGAACUUGUACUUCUAUUAGACAAUGAGGUUGCAGGAAGAGUAUAUUGUAAUUUAACCAGAUUGAUUAAUUCUAAAUUUGAGCUUUAAUAUUAUAAUGAUCAAUAAAUUGAGAUUGAGGAAGAGGUGUUCUUAAAUAACAUUCAAAUGUUAAACCUAAAAGUAAAAUUAAGAUUAAAAGUAUUAAAUCAAAAUGAAGAGUUUUCAUAAAGAACAACUAUUAAUACAGCAUCUUCUGAAAAUUAAUAUGAAUAAAAUAUAGUUUUAUCUUAGAUGAGAGAAGAAAUUGAACAUUGGAAAUCUAAAUAUACUAAUCUUGCUAAAGAAUUGGAUUCAUUAGGUGAUGAACUAUUAUCUUUAUCUAUUAAAGAAAAAGGAAAUCUAUAUUCAUACUUAACUACAGAGAUCAAUAUAUUUAGAAAAAUAAUGAAAUCAAAAUUGCAGCAUUUCUUAUAAAUACAUGAUAAUUAAGUGGAUUAAAUAUAUUUAUAUAAAAAAGAAUUAAAUUCUUACAGAACUAAAUUAUGCUGUAAAGUAACAAUAUUCAUUAAUAUCAUAUAGUGUUCAGAACCUUUUUUGAAAAAUAGUUCUUAAAGUCUUUCUGAAAAAAUUCAAUACUUAACUUCAAUUAUUGACAAGUAUAUUUUUUAUUUAUUUAAUAGAAAAUAAACAGAAUAUAUGUAAUUAAUGAAAUCUUUAGAGGUAGAAAAAUAAUAAUAGAAAUCCUUAUAAAAUACUAUUAAAAUCUUAAAUCAAUAAUAAUUUCAAUUAAGAUAAGCCUUAGCAAAAUCAAAGAAAUAAAUUGAAGAUAUUACCAAACUUUAAUCUUAAUAAGAAUUAGAAAAUUAAUAAUUACAUAAAGAUAUCAUGUCUAAAACUCAAAUCCUAAUUUAAUUAAAUAAAAGAUGUUUAGAAUUAGAGAAAUAAAAUUCAAAAAUGAAUUCUGAUUACACAGAAAUCAUAAAUUUAUAAAAAGAAUGGAGUCUAUCAAUACACAAAUCAUUUGAAAAAGAGUCUUCUGAAAAAUAAUAAUUAAUAGAUGCCUUAAGUGAAUUGAAUAACUUAGUAAAAUCUCUUACUUCAAAAGAGAACUCAAGUUCAGAUUCAAAAUAAGUUAAGGAAUGUUAAUGCAAAAUAGAACAAUAUAUUAAUGAUUAUCAUUUAUAAGUUACUUAAUUAGAGCAAUUACUAAAUCAAUAUAGUAUCAAAUUCUUAAAUUAAAAUACAACUUCUAAUUCAAUAAAAACAGAUGAAUCAAAUAAAUUUACUUUAUAAUUACCUUUGGAAAAUGUAAAUGAACAAGGGAUCAGAGAUUCAGAAAUGUCAAAAUAUUUGAAUUAUUAAAUGGAAUAAUAUGUUUAAAAUCUGAUCCAAUAAAAAGAUGAUGAGAUAACUAAAUUAAAGCAUAAAAUAGGCGAUAUGCUCAACCUUGCUUUAGAAUUAGGCAAUUCAGUGUUAAUCGAGUAAAUGUAACUCACAGUAAUGUGA
This is a messenger RNA of Paramecium pentaurelia, 1724 nucleotides long. Lineage: Eukaryota; Ciliophora; Oligohymenophorea; Peniculida; Parameciidae. The record is from the annotation of a GenBank genome assembly.